Messenger RNA from Cuscuta epithymum, 1566 nucleotides. The record is from the annotation of a GenBank genome assembly. Lineage: Eukaryota; Viridiplantae; Streptophyta; Magnoliopsida; Solanales; Convolvulaceae.
CAAUUCCCUUGCAUCGAUCAAGUGCUGUGUUGAAGUUUCUUAUUAGUUUGUUCUUUCGCAGAGUUGCACUUUGACAUAAUUCUUGAAGGAAAUAUGUGAAGCCUGUUGAGUCAAUCCCAACAAAAUUUAAUGAGACAGAUUACAAAAAGUGGAAUAAUUACUGGAAAACGAGCUUCACAAGAAGUUACCACUUCAGGUGAAACUUCGAAUGUGGUGUUCAAAAAGCGUAGAACGAGUAUCACUCCUCUAAGCGAUGUCACUAACGAAAGUGUUCCAUCGCCUUUGAUCAAGCAUAAUGGACUCAUAAGAACAAGUGAUACACAAUAUACGUAUGUUGGAUAUUCUUGGAAUACAAGUGCCAUUCAAACCUUAAGGAUUCCUUCAACUGUGAACACUACUAAUGAAGAGUGUCAUGAUAUAAUGGAUGUAGUUGAGGAAAGUCCCUUAAGGGAAAACAGAAUUGACAAAUUUGUUGGUAAUUGUAAUGGAGAAGUCGACGAUUCAGAUAAAGACGACGAUAAUGGAUCAAAGAGUAUUCCAAGUGGGAUAAAGACGAGUCUCAUAAUUUGCAUACACGAGUUGUUGAGGAUCUCAAGAAGACCCUUGAUGAAAAUAAUGUCUUGGUUAAAUCAUUUAGAAUAGCAGGCCAAAAAAUACACAAUGAGGGUUGUAAAAAUUUUAAGUUACGGCUAAUAGGAAGAAGAUCGGGAGAUCCAAGAACAUACAACCUUCCUUCAGUGUCUGAAGUUGCUGCUUUGGUUGUUGGGGAUUUUGAUUUAUCACUUGGAGAAAGAGAUAUUGUGGUGGAAACGUGUUCUGGACGGUUGCAGCGAAUCAAUGAAUUGCAUCCCUCAUAUUUGGCCCUGCAAUAUCCACUACUUUUUCCAUACGGAGAGGAUGGUUUUAGAGAAGACAUACCCUUUUCUAAUAAAAAGGGUGACCCAUCUCGAGGGAGGCAAAAAAUUAGUAUAAGGGAGUUUAUUGCAUAUCGAUUGCAUGAAAGAUUAUCCGAGUUUUCCACUAUUUUGCGUGCUAAGAGACUUUUCCAGCAAUUUGUUGUAGAUUCAUACACUUUAAUUGAAUCAAGUCGGUUAAGAUAUGUUCGCACACAUCAAAAACAGUUGAGGUGUGAAAUGUAUAAAGGUUUGACAGAUGCUUUAUUACGUGGUGAUAUAAAUCCAGCCACACAGGGGAAGCGGAUAGUUUUGCCAUCUUCUUUCACAGGAGGAGCUAGAUAUAUGAUUCAAAACUAUCAGGAUGCAAUGGCAAUAUGCAGAUGGAUAGGUUAUCCGAAUUUGUUCAUAACUUUCACGUGUAACCCUAAAUGGCCAGAGAUUGUUAGGUUUGUUGAACAAAGAAAUCUAAAGCCAGAAGAUCGACCAGAUAUCAUUUGUAGAGUAUUUAAGAUGAAGCUUGAUGCCCUUCUCAAUGACUUUCGUUGCAAGAAAGUUUUUGGCACAGUUAAAGCAGUCAUAUACACUAUUGAGUUCCAGAAGCGUGGAUUGCCUCAUGCCCAUAUAUUACUAUUCUUGGACAAAAGCGAAAAAAUUGCAACAACAGAUCAUA